Messenger RNA from Amyelois transitella, 1206 nucleotides. RefSeq names its product odorant receptor 4. Gene Ontology annotation, molecular function: olfactory receptor activity; odorant binding. Gene Ontology annotation, cellular component: plasma membrane. Gene Ontology annotation, biological process: detection of chemical stimulus involved in sensory perception of smell; sensory perception of smell. The record is from RefSeq and is a predicted model, not a curated record. The coding region runs from base 113 to 1198 and encodes 361 amino acids. The transcript has 10 exons. Lineage: Eukaryota; Metazoa; Arthropoda; Insecta; Lepidoptera; Pyralidae.
ACAAGAAAAUAUUUUCAGGCAAUUUGAUUUUUUUUUAAAUAAUUUAUUCCGUAUUCUUACAACACAUACAAAACAUAGCUACCGAACCUUGCAAACCUCGCAGGGUUUAUCUAUGUUCGGUUCCUCCCUUCUUAGUUUGAUGGUGGUCGGACAGUACGCUUACAUUGCGUAUUUGCUUGUAAACAGCGUGACUUUGGAAGAAUUAAUUGGCAGUUACUUGCACAUUGCCGGGUAUGAUACGAUGAGCUUUGGAAAAUUAUUAACAAUUUGGUACAAGCAAAAUAAUUUUAGGCAAGUAGUCACUGAGCUGGCGGAUAUAUGGCCGGUCGCUGAAAAAGACCCAAAAGCGGCUGCCAUUAAGGACAAUAGCCUGACCUCAUUGCGCCGAAGGCAAGCAUUAUACCUGUUUUGGAACGUGUUGGGAGUAUGGUUAUAUAAUUUAACUCCAGUGGCCUUGCACCUUUACCGCUUGGCGCGCGGCAUAAAUUCGGACCUGGGUUACGUUUGGCAGAUUUAUUAUCCAUUUGACAAAACCAAACCUUUUGUCCAUGAAUUGGUAUAUAUUUUCGAAACAUUUGCAGGAGUAGCCUCGGUCUGCUGUAUGCUAGGUUCAGAUGUAUUCUUCAUAACGAUGGCUAAUCACAUCAGUCUGCUUCUGCGCUUGUUGCAAGAGAGGAUCCGCCAGUUGGGCAUGGCAGAAGUGGAUAUCAGUGGACGACCUAUCACCAAAUCGCAGGACUGCUAUGAUCAAAUUGUCGGCGUUAUUAAAAUUCAUCAACGUUUGAUUAGCUAUGCAAAGGAUUUAGAAGAUGCAUUUUCUGUGGUGAAUCUUAUAAACGUGUUACUCAGCUCUGUUAAUAUUUGCUGUGUCGUGUUCAGUAUUGUUUUCUUGGAACCGUGGAUGGAGAUGAGCAAUAAAUUCUUUUUGGGGGCAGCAAUGACUCAAAUGGGUAUUGUUUGUUGGUAUGCGGACGAUAUUUACAGGGCGAGCAUGGGCGUAUCCGACGCUGUGUACGAGAGCGGGUGGUACAACUGCAACACUAGAAGCAGACGAGCUUUGCUGGCAAUGCUUCAAAGGUCUCAGAAACCACUUUAUUUCACUGCUCUAAAAUUCAAAACUAUUACAAUGACUACGUACACAUCGAUCUUAACCACAUCAUAUUCGUAUUUCACUUUGCUGUAUACUUCCUAUAAAUAAAAAAAGGU